UUCUCCCGAACUAUCAGAUGGAAAAUAGUUCACACCAGUUCAUACUUUGGAGACUGUGUUCUGUCGAAACUGUUUGACGGAGAAACGAAAAGGGCAUAUCAACAAGUCAAGUUUUGCUUAUGAUCGGGUAUUGUACGACUUAAAGAUGUCAAGAUUCCAUAAGAGCUCAUGGGGUGGCCGCAAUAGAAGAUCCGGUAACUCGGAAGACAAGCAUUAUUUUGGUCAUGAUGAUCGUGUACCAAAAAACAAUGGAGGUAUAUUCUUUUCAAAGAGGCCCAGUUCAUUUCUAAGAAAACAAACAAAAUCACCACAUGAAUUAUUCAAAAACUUGGCUAUAUCGUGCAUGGAUGAUGAUGUUCAAAUGGCAACAGGUUCAAAUAACAAUAAUAGGCAGGUCAUUGUUAGAGGAAGACCAAGAGGUGGUGCAGUAGUUAGAAGAGAUAUGCUUGCCAGAAUUAGACCUCCAAUUCUUGCGGAUGGUUUUGUAUAUAAGAUUGUUAUACCAUAUGGACAUAAAUAUGAAAAAGAAUAUGUAAUAAAUAAUCUCCUUAGUUAUAUGGCACCAGAAACUUUUGUUCCAAUAAUGUAUAAGAUCUUUGGAAACGAAGCAAGUUUUUAUGUCGAUGAUUACAAAUCAGCAAUGGCUAUUCUUAAUUGUAAUCAGAAAAUUACAACAAUAGAUGGAUUUAAACUAUAUGUGAAGGUUUUCCAACCACCAUUUCCACAUUGUGAAGUUGAUAACAAAUUGAAAGAAAAACUGAAACAAGCCAUGGCUAAACGUUACGUAAAUGAAACAAAUGCACUUGACUUAUCGAAGUUUCAUCAAGAUCCAGAUCUUGCUACUGACUAUUUCUAUGCUCUACAUCGACCCUUGUUAUGGAAAACUGUAUUGGAUAUUGUGUCUGAACAUAUACCAAAUCUCGAGGCAUUGAAUUUAGAUGGAAACAGACUGCUGUCAUUGGAUAGGUCAAAUAUUUUGAACAAAAAGUUCCCAAAGUUAAAAAUACUAUACAUUGGAGAUAAUAUGAUAAAAGACAUUAAACAACUAGAGGCUAUCAAAGACUUAAAACUGGAGGAACUGAAGCUGACUGGGAAUCCUGUUUGCAACAAGUAUAAAAAUCGACAAACAGAAUACAUUAGCGAAGUGCGGAAACGGUUUCCCAAGCUCCUACGGCUGGAUGGUACGGAACUUCCAAAACCAAUCUUAUUCGACCUAACGAACGAUGGAAACAAAAUGCCACUCCCUCGAAGAAUGUUUGUUUCGAAUGCUAAAGCACAAAAUAUUGCUAGCCAAUUUCUACAACAGUACUUUUUGAUAUUCGACAGCGACAAUCGUCAGGCAUUGUUAGAUGCAUAUGACGAACACGCGUGCUUUAGCAUGACCACAUCAUGUUCUCACAAUAAUAGUAACAAAUCAAAUAUAUACUUCACGGAAAAUAGAAAUCUGUACAGAGUAAAUAACUCUAGGAGACAAAAAUUAUUGAAGCAAGGAAGAUUAAUCAUAGUUUCAUUUCUUUCUGAAAUACCACAAACUCAACACUAUCUGAAUACAUUCACAAUGGACAUUAGCUUGGCGACAGAAGUGAUGAUGGUAAUCACAGUCACAGGCUUCUUCAAAGAGCUCGAUAAAAAAGAUCAAUUUAUCCGUUACUUCAAUAGAACGUUCAUAAUAGUACCUGAAGGAUCUGGUUACUGCAUUCGAAACGAACAGCUACACAUCAGUAAUGCGAGUAACGCUCAGAUAAAGCACCUGAACAGUCAGGUGACGACACAAGCAAAAGAUUCAGGACCACAAGCCACGACGUCGAGCGGUACCGCCAUAAAACCGCCGGUAUCGUCGCAAUUGUCCGAAGACGUGAAACAACAGAUGACUAUGACGCUCAGUCAACAAACGAACAUGAACUUGGAAUGGAGUCUGAAGUGUUUGGAGGAGGUGCAGUGGAAUUAUGAUAACGCGCUUUCGGCGUUCCAAGAAUUCUUCAAGCGAGGACAGAUCCCACCGGAAGCAUUUAAUAAAUAAGAUGUAUAGUAUGU
This is a messenger RNA of Dufourea novaeangliae, 2034 nucleotides long. RefSeq names its product nuclear RNA export factor 1-like. NCBI's taxonomy places the organism in Eukaryota, Metazoa, Arthropoda, Insecta, Hymenoptera, Halictidae. The transcript has 11 exons. The coding region runs from base 146 to 2020 and encodes 624 amino acids. Gene Ontology annotation, molecular function: protein binding; RNA binding. The record is from RefSeq and is a predicted model, not a curated record. Gene Ontology annotation, cellular component: cytoplasm; nucleus. Gene Ontology annotation, biological process: poly(A)+ mRNA export from nucleus.